CCGGUGUUCUAUAAGGGUGUGGCGGGCUCCCAGGUGACCCUGUCCAGCCUGGUGAACCAGAGCAGAGCCAUGCUGGAGGAGCAGGCCCGCCACCUGCUGACAGAGACAGAGAGGCAGACCAUGGGCUACUACAUGGAGGAGUACCGGGACGGACACAUAGGGGUGGAGCAGCUGGUCAUGGCCCUGUUUGAACUGCUCAACACACAUGCCAAGGUGAGGAGUGAAAGUGUAUGUAUGGGGGGAUGUGGGGGGAGGAUGUGUGAGUGUGUAUGUGCGUGCGUGCGCGUGUGUGUGUGCGUGUUUGCGUUAGUUGUUGUGAGGUGCAUUAUUUAUUGGGUUCUUAUGUUCCCUCACUUUGUAAUGCUUAUGGUGAUUGCUUGCCUUUUCUCUGUACAUCCAUCACUUGGAUGACAAGUUUUGUGAGACUUUCCAUGAUUUAUGUUAAGGCUUUUGUGGAUGCUCAGACUUCUGUUUUUCUCAGUAUAUUAUAUAGCCGCUUGUCUUUCUGUCAAUGCCCUAGCCCUGCACCUCAUAUAAAACAAUGAUUUAUCAAAUGUAUUGAAUUCACAAUUGGUAGAGUGCUUUACAGUGUUCUUCAGUUGCAGUCUGCAUUCCCCAUAGUCUCCUAAUGCAUGUUUUAGCCUGAUGCAUGUUAUAGCUCCCUAUAACUCUUGAACCCUGUCUCCCUCCCUUUCCCCACCCCUCCUCUCAGUUCGCCCUGCUAUCAGAGGUGCGUGGCCUGGUGACUCCCCAGGAUCUGGAGCGUUUCGAUGGGAUGGUGCUGCGCCGUGAGAUCCAGGCUUUGAAGGCUCGGCAGGGGGGUGCCUGUGUGGCCGCCCUCCACCCUGACUCCCUCUCCAUGGUCUCCUACCCAGAUACCCUGGCCUCC
Molecule: messenger RNA, 889 nt
Organism: Coregonus sp. 'balchen'
Lineage: Eukaryota; Metazoa; Chordata; Actinopteri; Salmoniformes; Salmonidae
Source: the annotation of a GenBank genome assembly